UGUUAUAUAUAUAAAAAAAUAAUAAAGAUCAACUGUGGUUAAGUAGAAUUUAUUUUUCAAGUUGCACGUGGAACUGCGAUGUCACGUCGACUUAUGUAUGGGUACGUAUGUAUUCGAGAUAGAGAAUAUACCGACUGGCGGAGACGAUCUGUCAUUGUAUCUGUACUGUAUACAUAUAUAUAUGCAACAAAGAAACAUAACCUCCAUAACGUGCCUAGUGUCUAGACAGAAUCGCACAAAGAAAUGUAAAUUGAAAGAAUAGAAUUAUAUAUUUAAUUAUUUAUAAAAUGUCAGACGACAAUAAGGAUGCUGAAUUGCGGGCGUACAAAAACGAUCCACGAACCCCAUGUCAAUACGGCAUAAAAUGUUAUCAAAAAAAUCCGCAACACCACAGCAAGUACAAACACCCACCAAAAAGAGAAAAGAUGAAACAAAAUUCCGAAAAGAUAAUUACUGGUGCAAAGCGAAAAGCUUUUGUUAAAGACGGCAAGAAGAAAGAAGCGCGUUCGGAAAGUCCGCAAAGAAAAUUUCAGAAGAAACAAGAGUCUUCCACAAGAACCUUGUACAGUAUUUUUCAGAAUCGUAAGAACACUAAUAAGAAUGAGGAUAAAGAUAAUAAUAAAAAGUUGGACGAAAAAGUAGAAGUAGCACACAAGGAUACAGCAACGGCAAAAAAUGAUGAAGAUAUAAGUAAGAAACAGGUAGGCGAACAGGCGAAGGAAGUGACAGAUGAGGAUCUGCCAACUGCAGAAAAUGAAGAUAAAGAUAAUGAAAAGUUGAAUGAAGAAGCGAAAGUAACAGAUGAGGACACGGCAACUGCGGAAACAUCAUCGAAUCAGUGUGGUUCCUCAUCCGAUUCAAACAAAACCAACAAAAUUGAGGAUGUAUCAUCAUUGACUGUUGCUCAAAAAAUUGCGAAUCUAUUUUUGGUCGAGAUGCCGAAAGAUUUCUUCGAUUUUUAUGAGUUUUGCAAAAGUAUAUCAAACAAUAAUCCUCUCGCGGCAUUUAAAUCCGUUCAGUUGAGACUUGUCGGCCCGUACGAUGUGUUGGGAAAUAAGAUAAGUUGUGAAGAUAACAAAGAGAAGUAUUUAACGCAUUGGAGAUAUUAUUACGAUCCGCCGGAGUUUCAGACAAUUUUGAAGAGCGAUGAUAAAGAUGGACUGCAUUUUGGUUACUGGAGAGAUGAUGUCACUGAAAAACCAGUAUUUGUAGCAAAGAAUCGAGCGGAUGUGAACUGCGUGUUCGAACCUGUUGCAGAAAAUAUAUUUGGCGCUGUCGAUUCUUACUUACAAGACAAAUUGAAAUCUGCCAAUCCUUUUAAGAAAACCAGCAUAACGCAUUUGCAUUCUCAGUUAAAAAGGUACGCGAAGCAGCAUGAUAUAACUCUAGAGAAAAACACGGUGAACAUGAAAUUGAGAGAAAAGCGAGUUGUUGCGCGCACCUUUCACAGAGCGGGUAUUGUGGUACCUUAUGACAAGAAGACUCAGAUGGGUUACAGAGAUUUGGCAGCGACGGACAGCGAUAUGCAAAAGAUAUUGAAAAAGAUAGAGGAAGCGGAUACUCCGGAUGAGAGGAAGUCAUCGAUGGCGAAGCUCGACGAAAUCAUGAGAUUGGCAACAAUAGCCGCGGACGAGUGCGACUUCGGUACUUGUUUGGAGCUGGGACACGAUCUCUUCUCGAACGGUGGCGUUCACGUUCAGAGCAGAGCUUUGAACAUGCUGUCCAUUGCUUACACUCAUUUGCAGAGGCCGCAGCUAUUGAAGAUAGUUGAGGCGCACUUAAAGAACAGAAAGAAAGGUUGCGAAUUAAGUGUGAUUUAAACAUGCGGUGUGUGAUUUGUUGUAUUUGUAUAAAUAAAAGAAAAAACACGAUAA
This is a messenger RNA of Pseudomyrmex gracilis, 1874 nucleotides long. RefSeq names its product histone PARylation factor 1 (gene Hpf1). Gene Ontology annotation, cellular component: nucleus. NCBI's taxonomy places the organism in Eukaryota, Metazoa, Arthropoda, Insecta, Hymenoptera, Formicidae. Gene Ontology annotation, molecular function: poly-ADP-D-ribose binding; histone binding. Gene Ontology annotation, biological process: DNA damage response; regulation of protein ADP-ribosylation. The coding region runs from base 288 to 1820 and encodes 510 amino acids. The record is from RefSeq and is a predicted model, not a curated record. The transcript has 5 exons.